This is a messenger RNA of Drosophila ananassae, 1489 nucleotides long. It is a transcript of the gene Kr-h2, whose product is annotated as Krueppel homolog 2. NCBI's taxonomy places the organism in Eukaryota, Metazoa, Arthropoda, Insecta, Diptera, Drosophilidae. The coding region runs from base 172 to 1005 and encodes 277 amino acids. Gene Ontology annotation, biological process: endoplasmic reticulum tubular network organization; membrane organization. Gene Ontology annotation, cellular component: membrane; endoplasmic reticulum. The transcript has 5 exons. The record is from RefSeq and is a predicted model, not a curated record.
UUACUAUCGAACUAGUUCCCAGAGGAGCCACAUCUCUAGAAAGCAGGAGAGAAACCAAGACGUAUUAAUUUACGUGUAAAUUUAUUGUCAUAUCACAGGAAAGUCGGACUAGCUGCCAAUUGGCUGACUGAGAACUCCGGAGGAAUAGCAAAGAACCAAAGCCGCCCUAAAAUGAGCACAGCCACUGAACAAACUCCGCGCGCUGACAGCGCCGAGAACAACAGCUCUGAGAGCUCCUCCCAGCCACAGCAGGAGCAGCAGCAGCAGACGAAUUCACAGAAGCCGCAUCUCAAGCUCUUGCAACAUUUCCAAACAAACCGGAUCGACUCUGCCCUCUGGGCCCUGCGUCUUCUGGCAAUCUUCUUCACCGUCAGCUAUGUUCUGCCCAUUUUCACUUCACAACAAAGCUCCUUUAGCAAGGUCCUUCUGGCCAAUGCCGCCAUCUCAGCGCUGCGCUUGCACCAACGCAUACCCGCCUUUUCUUUCAGUCGCGAGUUCCUCGCUCGUCUCUUUGCAGAAGACUCGUGUCAUUACAUGAUGUACUCGCUGAUCUUCUUCAACAUCCGACCAUCGUUGCUGGUUCUGAUCCCAGUCUUGCUUUACUCCGUACUGCAUGCCUCCAGCUACUCGCUCAAACUCCUGGAUCUGAUUGGUCAGAAUUCGUGGUGGGGCGCCCGUUUCAUCAUCUCCAUUGUGGAAUUCCAGGCCGCCAAUAUCCUAAAAGCCACAGCUUUUUGUGAGAUCUUCAUUAUGCCCUACGCUAUUGUUCUAACCUUCAUGAGCCACGCUGGUCUGAUGACCCCCAUCAUCUACUACCAUUACUUGGUUAUGCGCUACAGCUCACGCCGCAAUCCUUAUCCUCGCACUGCUUUCGCCGAGCUGCGUAUCACCUUCGAGACGCUGGCCGCCCGUUCUCCACCCGCUGUGGGAAAGAUCAUUCGUGGUGGUAUCGGAUUUGUGAAUCGCCUGGCGCCGCAGCCACAACCAGCACCGGCUCAACAGUAAUUGAAUAAAUGCUUUGGGGGAAUAAAACAAUCAAAUCACAUUUGUAAAAUCACUUCAAAUUCACACACACGCUCACCUAGGAGAUCGGUUUUCAGAUGUUUUUUUCGUUAAAUGGAUUUUGUUGCACCUUUCCGAAGAGACCAAAUAUGUCUUUUCAUUUCUGAAGCGUAUGAUUUUUCGGCAUUUAUGUUUAAAUUGUAGCAAUUUAUUUAAAAAUUAUGUCAUGUUAAAUGUCUCGUUUGUCGAUGUUUGUAUGUCCUUAUGAACUCUGAAGAGUAAAGAUUGCUUUUUGUUAGCAUUACUUUCCAAAUUAAUUUAGUUUAUGUUUCACUUUGAAGUAUUUCUUGUUUAGUCUAUCAAACACAUAAGCGUGACAGUUGGUAAUAAUGAUUUAAAUAUAUUUUUUAUGAACGUGUAAAGUUACUAAAACAAAAACAAAAAAAUUAAAAGACGAUAAAAAUAAAUUUAAAUAAAAUAAACUUUA